AUGUUGACCACGGACGUUUGCAAGAGCUUGAAGUUGGCUAUGGGAGGUCUGGGAUCUUCCUCUGGUGUCGGCGCCACAGGGAAUCUCGACAUGCAACAGGUCCGGGUGGAAGGUGCUGCUCUGGUGGACGAGGAGGAGAGCUGCCCCUUGCACCCCAUGGCAGGAGUCGUGGUCGACAACUUUCCCCAGCUGAGCAUUGCAGGUGAAGUGGGCAUUGCAUUGCAGGGAAUGCUGGGACAAGGCUUCAUGGACCAGUACGACCUGGAGCUGGACGCCCCGAAGCAGCGGCUCCGGGCCUGGCCGAGGGCCUCGCUGCCGGACUCCGGCUCGGACGGCUCGGACGGGGACUGGAGGGCCCUGGAGGCUUUGGGCAUGCCAGGGCGCCUUCAGGGCCUGCUGCUCACGGUGCCUGGAUGCCUGGAGCCGGUGGUGGGCCUCGUGGACACCGGCGCCUCGCACACGGUCCUGAACCGGCAAGCGGCAUACGUCUUGGGCCUCCGCGUCGACAUGGGCGCUGAGAGGAAGGUGCGGGGAAUUGGCUUGGAUAAUUCGGUGCUAGAGAUGCCUUUGCUCAGCUUGAUGAACAUUACCCUAUCCAGCGCACGGCACGUGACCAUCACUCCACGCAAAUCAGGCGCCAGCGAUGCCAGUGCCAGCGCCAAUCCGGUGGAUGGGCGCCGCUCCUGGCGUUUUUGCAACACAGGUGCUCGGAUCAAGGGGCCCAUCGCCACGUUCCCAGAGGCUGUGGAUGUUGGAAUUGGAGAUAUCGGCUUGUUCCAGGAGCUGCUGUCGCAGCCCCAAGAAACUAUCGGGGACUUCGAUGGUCCUGUCGCCUUGCUGGGCCAGGACCUGAUGACCCAGAUGCCCCUGCGCUACAGCGCAGCGCGGGGGAGGCUUUGGUUCCGCCACGACUGA
Symbiodinium pilosum is the source of this 915-nucleotide messenger RNA. The record is from the annotation of a GenBank genome assembly. Lineage: Eukaryota; Dinophyceae; Suessiales; Symbiodiniaceae.